AUGGACCGAGACCGCCAACGCAACGAACCUGCACCGAGCCAAGUUAAAGACACGCCUCCAGUCCAUCCGCCUCCCGAUCCAGCCAACACGUCGAACGAGCCGAAAGAAGAUGAAAAUCCCAAGUCUAUCACAACAGCAUCCACCACAAUCACCCAUGUUUCAGCAGGACACCCACCGUCGCCGUCGCAAGAUAAGCUUGUGGAAUCAAAGUCGUUGGCAACGUUGGAGCAUCGAGGCGAAAGGAUGUCGAUGAGGCAUUUAGACCACGCCCUUCCUCCUCUCCCUCGAUCAUAUGAAGAGGCGCCUCUUUCUGUUCUGCGGCGAGGCAGAACCUACGACACGAUUAGAGGCGGUCCACCGCCCAGUAACCUCGAUUGGAUUGUGCCCUUGGACGAGAAAAGUGUCAUGCGACCGAAGAGUAUUGCUGAACGCCUGGCGCCUACGAUUGAAAACGCGAAGAGCCAUCGACAAAAGUUUUCGAAGAAGGCGAAGCAGACAGGGUUAACGCUUAACGUUGCGAUUGCGUUGCAGGUGAUUCUGGGGUCGCUGACCACGGGACUGUCGGUUGUGGCCACCACGGGGCGGCAGACGGCUAUACAAACGACCAUUCUAGGAGGGCUGACAACUAUUAUUGCUUCUUACUUGGCACGCCAACGAGGCUCCGGCGAGCCUGAAUUCUCCAUGAUGCGGGUGAAAGACCUGGACAAAUUCAUCCGAGAAACAGAAGCGUACCUGCUCGACCAUGGUCAUUGCUCCGGGCCUGAAUACGAUCAGAAGAUCGAGUACUACCGGCAAGCAUUCGAGGAGAUUCUUGGGAACGGAACACAGGAUUCUAAAACGACACCACCAGCUUAA
Messenger RNA from Coprinopsis cinerea okayama7#130, 855 nucleotides. RefSeq lists its product as hypothetical. The transcript is spliced from 5 exons. Lineage: Eukaryota; Fungi; Basidiomycota; Agaricomycetes; Agaricales; Psathyrellaceae. The record is from RefSeq and is a predicted model, not a curated record. Bases 1 to 855 code for a protein of 284 amino acids.